This is a messenger RNA of Cryptomeria japonica (Japanese cedar), 1279 nucleotides long. Its product is annotated as glycerol-3-phosphate 2-O-acyltransferase 6. The record is from RefSeq and is a predicted model, not a curated record. The coding region runs from base 326 to 1018 and encodes 230 amino acids. Gene Ontology annotation, molecular function: phosphatase activity; glycerol-3-phosphate 2-O-acyltransferase activity. Gene Ontology annotation, biological process: cutin biosynthetic process. Gene Ontology annotation, cellular component: membrane. Lineage: Eukaryota; Viridiplantae; Streptophyta; Pinopsida; Cupressales; Cupressaceae. The transcript has 2 exons.
UUAUUACUUUAUAAAAUGCCGAUCUUUGCCAUUUCUAAAUAGAUCUUGAUAUCCCAAUAUGAAAACGCUGCUGAAUUAGCAGCUUUAUUAAUGUUUGCCGCCAAUUUCAGCUACUCAGCUUUCCCACGCCCCGCCCGUUUUGCUUGUCAAUUGCCUCAUUUAAAUUGUACGUACCAAGGCAGCUAUCAGGUGAACCUGGUCUUUUCUGUCUAUUUUGUCAGCAAAAGCCUAUUUUUUUAAGCUUUUCUAUGUAAGGCUCCGUGUUAGUCGACUGGUUUACUUUCAUGGUGAAAGUGGAGCUCAGAAUUGUAGCACGUGAAAUAAAAUGGGGAUGAUUAAGCAGUUCGAUGUGAUAAGUCAAUGCAGCUCACAGGGCCGCGAGGGCCGGACGGUAGCUGCGGAUUUGGACGGCACAAUGCUCAGAUCGAGAAUCUCUUUCCCUUAUUUCAUGGUGAUAGCCAGGAAGGGCGGGAGCUUUUUGCGAGGAAUGCUUCUUUGGGCUAAUGUGCCCUUGAUUUGGUUCGUCUACACGUUUGUUUCCGAGGCAGCGGGGCUCAAAAUCCUCGUCUUCAUUUCCUUGGCCGGGCUCAAGAUCCGGGACAUUGAAUUGAUUUCCAGGACAGUUUUGCCCGAUUUGUACGCAGAGGAUGUGCAUCCUGAGUCCUGGAGGGUGUUCAGCUCAUGUGCAAAGAGGUACAUUGUGACUGCAAGUCCACGAAUCAUGGUGGAGCCCUUUGUGAAGAAUUAUUUGGGGGCGGACAAGGUUCUUGGAACGGAGCUCCAGGUUACCAGGUCCGGGUGGGCGACUGGAUUUGUGAAGAAGCCUGGGGUUAUGGUGGGAAGGUUAAAGAAAGAGGCCGUGGAGGCCGAAUUCGGGCCUUGGGCUGUUCCUGACAUUGGUAUGGGUGAUCGGGAAACGGAUCAUCCUUUCAUGGCCGUCUGCAAGGAGGGUUACAUGGUGCCCAAGAUGAAUGUGGAGGCGGUCCCCAAGAGUAAGCUUCUGAAUCACUCUUCAUAGCUCAUGAAUUCUUCGGACCCCUUUCAAAUCAUGAGCACUUGCAGUACGGUUUAAAUCUGCUCUUUGUUAUUCAUAUUAUAUUGUUGCAGUUAAAUGCUUUUUCAUUGAAUUUAUGUUAAUGGAGUUCAGAUCAAGCAGUUUAAGGGAUCAGAAGCUGCAUCUCUUAGAUCUUUUCAAUAUGAACUUUUUUAUUAUUAAAUUUGGAUAAUAUAAAGAAAAACCCAAAACAAAUCAUAAUAUAUUUUUAAGGUCUUUUCAAUA